Postia placenta MAD-698-R-SB12 is the source of this 909-nucleotide messenger RNA. Its product is annotated as glycoside hydrolase family 17 protein. The transcript has 7 exons. Bases 1 to 909 code for a protein of 302 amino acids. NCBI's taxonomy places the organism in Eukaryota, Fungi, Basidiomycota, Agaricomycetes, Polyporales, Adustoporiaceae. The record is from RefSeq and is a predicted model, not a curated record.
AUGCCGCCCGUGCUGCCCCCAGACGACACGCUCUGGUGGUGCGACCCGAGCACGGAGUACGCAUUCGUCGGGUUCAGCUACGAGGUGACCGCCUGCCAGAGCCUCGAAACGCUUCAUCGCGAGUUCGCAGACAUCCGCUACCACUUCGACUCGCGCUAUGUGCGCUUGUACGGCGCGUGCGACCGCGACGGGUUCUAUGACGACAUCGUCGACGCCGCCUGGGCUAACACGCUAGGCGUGCACGCCCUCAUCUGGUUCGGCUUCACGGGCGGGGACAUCUGGGAGACGCGGCGCGACACGCUGCUCGCGACACUGCACGCGAACCCGCGUGCCAAAUUCGUCACGCGCGGCGUGCAGUUUGGCUCGGAGCCGCUGUACGACAACGUGCUCCCGCACCAGGUGCUCGCGGAGCAGGUCCUGCUCGCUAAGGCGAACCUCUCGAGCCUCGGCAUCCCCGUGACGGUGAGCGAGCUCGCGUACGGGUACCAGGAGCGCGGGGGCGCGCAGGACGUGCUCGACGCGGUCGACUUUAUCAACAUCCACAUGCUGCCGUUCUUCGACCAGGACGCGUCGACGGCGAACGCGUCCUGGCCGAUUGUGGUGGACAAGAACCUGGACUGGUUUAUCGAGCACGGGGACGGGAAGAAGAUGUAUUUUGACGAGAACGGAUGGCCGUCCGUGACGUCCCCCAACGUUCAACCGAACAGCCCGUAUGCGGUCGCAAACAUCCCGAACGAGCACGCAUACUUCGAGCUGCUCGACUCCAAGUGCGAGUUCCUCAAGGCGGUCGAGGGCGGCGGCGUCGGCUGGUUCGCGCACAUCUACUCGGACAACAUGGAGCCGGGCUACGGCAUCUACAACACGUCGGGACACCCCAAGUUCCCGUUCCACCCGCGCACCGAGUGCUGA